Molecule: messenger RNA, 3713 nt
Organism: Hyalella azteca
Lineage: Eukaryota; Metazoa; Arthropoda; Malacostraca; Amphipoda; Hyalellidae
Product: Krueppel-like factor 12
Exons: 2
Coding region: 303-1931 (542 amino acids)
Biological process (GO): regulation of transcription by RNA polymerase II
Molecular function (GO): DNA-binding transcription factor activity, RNA polymerase II-specific; RNA polymerase II cis-regulatory region sequence-specific DNA binding
Source: RefSeq, a predicted model, not a curated record
AGUCCGCUUCCAGUCCCGUGAAGUAAAGGCAAACGUCGAUACUUCUGUCCCGCAGUACACGUGCUCGGUGUUUUUCACUCAUUAUUUAUCCGAAAAAUUUAUAAUAUUUCUGUUGUUAACGCGACACGAUAGCACCGCAGAAUUUAUUAUCAUUUGGCUGAUUGAGCGAGUCACAGAAAUUUGGCUUUAAAAUUGUCUGAGCCGUGUUCUUGAUAGGAAAUUUCGUUCGUUAUUUUACGGGAGCUGUGACCCCUGUCGAGCCCUGCGGCUCUUCACUAAUGGACGCUUGACAUUCUAGCAAAAUGGAGGUUCUGCGUCCGUCACUAACUCCAUCCACGUCACUCACGUCUGCUCUUGCCGACUUUAACGAGAUGUGGCAAGACUUGGAGUCUGUACUGCUCCACGACGAUGGCAAUCUCUGCGAGUCCUUAGCCCCCAGCCAGUCCCCAACCUGUUCAGGAUCCCCCACCCCCCUCCACCAUCUCACCCCCGAGAAACACGUCCAUCACAAGCAAGAUAUUCACGACCCCCACAACUUAUUACAGUUUGAACCAACACCGUUCCCUCUGUCACCGUCCUCUCCACAGCACAGUUACCAUCCACCCUCCGUGGGAGGUCAUGCGCAGCAGCACCUGUCACAUCAGAUGAGCGUUUCCCCCAUCAGACUACCACCUACUCCUCCAGACCAACACCUAGAGGGGCCUUUGCCUCCAGUGUCAACUCUGGUGUCCACCCACAGCAGCGUCUCUCAGGUGCCUGGUCAGAAUCUUAAUUGUCAUUUGUACCAAUUGCAAGACAGGCCAACUGCUGCACACCACAAUACUUACCAAAGUCCUCCUCUAAACGAGUCCACUGCCGUCCACACGCCCACCCCUAGCGAUGUGGUGAAACAGGCACAGCAGAUGAACGCGCAAGAGCAUCUGGAAAAUAUCCAACAGAGACGAUACGGAGCGGCAGAGUCAGCCGUGCUUGACAAUAACGAAUUCGCGCUAUCGCCCGAACAAUUUUACACUUUAGCAAACCUUUCAUCACCUUACGUUGGUUCUGCGUACCUACACCCGGCAACCUCCAGCCCUCACUGCAGUACAUCGACAUCCAUGCAUGCGACUACUUCGGUUGGCAAUCAUGAUCCAAGCGUAGGACCAAUAAUGGCCGAUAAAAAUAUCGCACAUUUACACUCAUCUAUGUACGAGAGCAACUCGGGUGUUCCAGGUGCGCUACCGACAAUCAGCGUCAACGAGAUUACCUCUACGCUAGGGCAGGUCUCUGCCUCUAGUCUAUCUCCGCCUGGGCUUCCUUUGAAUUCAAACGAUUCAUCAAGUCACGCCGCUGUCAAUGGAACAUUUAAUUCCAUAACAAUUCAUUCAGGUACUUUCAGUAUCACUCGGUCACCGUCAUCAAACAAAGGUGGUUUUUCAAAUCUCCCGAGGAUUCCUUUUCAUCCUGGGAACGCAACUCUUGGCUCAGCACCACAUCAGAUGCAGGCGAGACCAGGCUUCGCAGGGGCCAUGUACGAGUACUGGGGCAACAGCGGCAUGGUGCUCACGCCCCCUUCUUCCCCCCAUCAGUCUGGAAUUGUGACCGCGCAGGUUGCAAGACCUCCUCCCGGGUCCGUGAACAACCAGCCUGCGCCCCGUAGACGACGAAGAGCUCGACGGAAGGUCAUUAUCCACACUUGCCCUAACGCAGGCUGCGGCAAAACUUACACUAAAUCGUCUCACCUGAAAGCUCAUCAGCGCACUCAUACCGGCGAGAAACCGUACAUCUGUCGGUGGAAAGGCUGUGGCUGGAAAUUCGCAAGAUCUGACGAACUAACGAGGCAUUACCGCAAGCACACAGGGGACCGACCCUUCCAAUGCAGGCUGUGUGACAGAUCUUUCUCGAGAUCUGAUCAUCUAAGCCUUCACAUGAAGAGACACAUUUCCAUUUGAUGAGUCUAUUUAAGCGGGCACGAUAGCUAUGAGUAAUAUGACAUUAAACUUUCAGUCAUCUGUAUUUUGACUCACGUGUUUGUCUUCAUCAUUUGUAUAGAAUCUUCAACCGACUCUUCUAUUUUAAAAUAAACUCCCUGUAAUAAACUGACGGCCAGUAUAGAAGUAUUGUAUUACCCGACCCAUUAGGCAUCAGACGUUGAAAUAACGUAGUAUAAACGCUGUUUUAACGCAAUCAGCUUGUAAUAAAUGUUGUUUCAACGUCAUUUAUCUUAGGGGAGCUACUCGUUGUGGAUGACAUAAAUACUCCUUCAAGAAAUGCUCUUUUUCCAACAAAAUUUAGGCAAUAAGAACGCCUAAUUUUUCGCAUGCAAACCUCUACUCAUUCUCACUGAUGUUCUCAUGUAUACUCGUUUCCUUUUUUCAUGUAUCGUUCAUUGUCAACAGUGCGCAAUGUUGGUGCAAUCAUGUCUCCGCGUAAUGUGUACAAAACUGUACAGAUUUUAAAUACAGAAGGAUAUUCCCGAGGCGGCUGGAUCCAGCAAUAAUAAAUAUUUAAAUUAAUUUUAAGCUAGGUAAGCGGUCAUUUAUCCUGUUAGUUUUAUAUAAACGUUGGUUUCCCGUGCAAACUGUCGCUGGUUUGUGCCUACGGCGAGACCAAAAAUUUUUGCUUUCUUGGCGAUUUGAGAAUAAAAAUUUGCUGAAGGUUGCUGCCACAACGAUGACUAAAACUUCUGGAUUGCUUGAUAAUAACAUUUCAGAAUUGAAGACAGUAUGUAUUGUGAACAUAAAAAUUAAACAGAAUUGAUUGUACAAAAGUAAUUUUGCUCUAUGGUGAAUAUUAUUUCUUCAGUUGCACUAUCCACGGAUUAUCUUACGAAUAAAUAUUGGCAUGUUUCAGUCUCAUGGCUAUAAAUUUCUAUGUGUUCUUAAUAACUACAAACCGAUGAAAAUUACAAGACUGGCAUUUACAUCUCGAUUAUAUCACAUGAAAGGCAAAGUGAUUGGUGAGUUGCGCAGAAUCGUGCGUCGUUUCAUUAACGUAGUGUAUUUGAUUCUACGAAAGGAUGAUUGACCGGUACAUUUGUACAUGAGGACUAUCCAUAAUGCUUGAGUACCAUGAAUAUUAUUGGUGCAAUGACUCAUCGAAGCAUAAAAAUGACACUACAACAUUUAGGACUUUGUACGUUAUUAUUUUUUCUCAACCAACUUCCAGGUAUUUAAAAUAUCGAGAAGGACUUCAUACACGCACAAAUGUUUUUCAUACACUUCAUACACUUCAUACGUCCCCUGAAAUGUUUUGACUCUCUACUUUUGUAUGGACAUCACUUAAUUGUAAAUGUAACGGGAUCACAAUGUCAAUAUUAUGUAUAUUUAGAAAUAAAAUGUGAAUUUUAUCAAUGGGUUAUAUGUGUUAGUAUUUUCUUCCGAUUUGCAUUUUAGGCAAAUGAAAUAAAUACAUAUCGAAAUGAGUUCCAUUCUCAUUUUAGGCAUGUAUAAAAUGUACGUAAUCGAAAUAGAAUUGAUGUUUUAACAACGCAAUGCCCAUUCGUGUCUCAAAAUAAUUAUUAUUAGUGGAGAUGUUUUUAACUAUAAUUAGUUUGUAUAGAGACAUGUUUAUUAGCAUUUUUUCACCUAUUUCUUUUGCGAACUCAUAGGCUUCCAUGUUCAAUUGAAUAAUUUGUAAAUGAUAAGGAUAUUUAAUUCUAAGGGAUGAAGGUCAUUAAGUGAUUCUUUAUAUUUUUAUGAUUGUUUUACAUAAAGCUUGAUGUGAAAAUAAAG